Messenger RNA from Mesorhabditis spiculigera, 1059 nucleotides. The record is from the annotation of a GenBank genome assembly. Lineage: Eukaryota; Metazoa; Nematoda; Chromadorea; Rhabditida; Rhabditidae.
AUGCCGGCUGAGGAUAAAUGGACGCUCGGCGUCACAAAAGCGGAUGGAGAAGGAGCAAAAGAAGGAGGAGGAGCAGGAGAAGAUCAAGGAAUACUCGCCGCUCCAAAGGCCAUCUCCGAGCUUCAGCUCAAAAAGGCCAUGGCUUCCGUUCAGCUGAAGAAACAGGCCAUCAAGGACGCCCGGGAAGAGGAGAAGAACUACAUCGAGUACCGGAAGAAGCAGAUCCUCUACGAGUAUCGCCCACGCACUUCCGCCUGUCUGCGGACGUCGGAUGAUUCAUUCCCGAGGCGUCGCCGCGGUGCCCAGAUGGGAUUCGGUGAGCGAAAGGCCUACUACCUGAACCAGCGCCCCAACGGCCAAUUCGCGUGCUGGUUCGGCAAGAAAAUGAAGAAGAAGAAGAACGACGAGGCCAAGGAGCCAAAAGGCGCGAAAGCCGAGGCGAGCAGCAACAAGAUCAUGACCCAAUCACAGCCAACCACAACGGCCGACGCCAAUCAGCGAUCCCAGAAAGGGUCGGAGAAGAAGGCGAAGGAGAAGGAAGACUGCGGAGACGGAGGACAGGCCGAGGAGGAUGAUGAGGAGGACGAGGACGGGGGCAGCAGCAAGGAGAAAAAGGGCAACAACGCGAAGCGCUGCCUCCAAAACGGGCAGCCGUUUUGGACGGUUGAGAAGGAGGACGAGGAGGUGACGGAGGACGACCUCCCCAUCGACUCGGACAUCAUCGAGAAGGUGGUCACCGGAGAGAAGAAGCUCGACAAGGCCCCGUUCAGGAAGGAGAAAUGGGAUCCGUUUGAUACUGUUGAAAACAUGAAGCAGAUGGACAAGCUGUUCGAGCGGGAGACGCAUCUCUUCACGAAUACCGUCGAAUCCGUCAUCCGCCUCUACCCCGAGUCGAACACGAAGAAGAAGCUCAAGCCCGAGCCCCACCCCAGGAAGGUCAAGUGGAAUCCGCAGAUUUCGGUCACCUGGUUCGACAAGGCGUACCGCCAGCCGAAGAAGGAGCGGAAACCGGUGAAGGAGCCGCUCAAGGACAUCCAAUGCCGCAAAAGCGCCAAGACC